Fonsecaea multimorphosa CBS 102226 is the source of this 2202-nucleotide messenger RNA. RefSeq lists its product as uncharacterized. Gene Ontology annotation, cellular component: anaphase-promoting complex. NCBI's taxonomy places the organism in Eukaryota, Fungi, Ascomycota, Eurotiomycetes, Chaetothyriales, Herpotrichiellaceae. Gene Ontology annotation, molecular function: ubiquitin protein ligase binding. The transcript has a single exon. Bases 1 to 2202 code for a protein of 733 amino acids. The record is from RefSeq and is a predicted model, not a curated record. Gene Ontology annotation, biological process: ubiquitin-dependent protein catabolic process.
AUGGCCACAUCUGUAAUGCCCACGUCUCAGGCUGCUCCCUUGGUAGACGGAGUCUUCGCAUCAGUCUUCUCGCCUUUGGUCGUCAAGCCUCCCAAGCGCCGUCGCCGUUUCGCCCCCAAAACCCUUGCAACCAUCCCGGAGAUACAGACCACCUUACAUCAGCACCUGAGAGUCCUUCUGGGAAUCGGUGACGAGUCUUUCUUCUAUGGACAGGAGCAAGUGGUGUCUGAUACUGGCUCUCCCUUUCACAGUCACCUCGAGUCCUGUCCGCCACUCAAUCAACUCAGGCAGCCAACAGCAGCCGACCAUGCCACGCAGAUCACUAGGGAGGCAGAGUCUCCAAUCUGGGGUAUGCUGGCCCGGUGGCGCGCGGCGGUCGGCUCUGAGACAGUGAUCAAGCUCCUGGCGUCGGUACUCAAUGAUUUGAUGACUGAGUUUGUGACCUGGUCCUACGCCGGAAUCUACCGCCAAGGCCUGCACCUGCACCUUGAGUUUUGGGUAGAACAUUUGUUUUCCAGGAUUGCACGCAAGGUGCUCUGUUGUCUCGACGAAAAGUUGGAAUCACAGACCCUCCCGGAGACCGAGGUGAGGAAGUGGAAGGACAUGGCCACUGCCCGUCUCGGCGCUUUGCGGGUCGACGAGCUCUUUGAAAUUAUAGUGGACUGGGACGCCACCGCACCAGCAAUCGAAGACUUGCGCCAUUUCACGACAAACCCUACGACGAGAGGGUACUUGACGCACAAUUUUGUAAGCGUCCUGCAAGCACGUCUUCUCCACCCGGGCGCAUCAACCAUCGAGAUCCUACAAUUUUACAUUUCCAUAAUCCGCUCGUUUCGGAUCCUCGACCCGCGAGGAGUCCUCCUGGACCGUGUCAUCAGGAGAGUCCGUCGCUACCUCCGAGAGCGAGACGACACCGUCAAAGUGAUUGUGAGCGGACUGUUGGCAGACAUUUCGCCAGACGAAGAUGGGCAGCCCCCACCAUCCGAUCCAGACGUCCUUACAGAACUCGCUCAUGAACUGACCAGCCCCACCAGCCGAGACAACACUACAGAUGACAGUGAAUUCGACUGGAACAAUAUGGACUGGGUUCCCGACCCCAUCGAUGCCGCCCCAGACUACACCAAAUCCAACAAGACCACAGACGUGAUUGGUAGUCUCGUCACACUGUUCGAAACGAAGGACGUCUUUGUCAAGGAACUUCAAUCCGCCAUGGCGGAAAGGCUUCUCAAGAAUAAAGCCGACUUUAACCAGGAGAUCGGUGUGCUGGAGCACUUGAAAUUACGUUUCGGGGACGCCGGAUUGCAAGGGUGUGAAGUAAUGCUACGGGACGUUCUGGACUCGAAGAAAGUGGACAAAGUCAUUAGGAGGGAUUUGGAAGUGCAACAAGCCAAGAAAGGACGUACCCUUAAGCACAAUGAUGACAGUGUCCAGAUUCACGCAAAGAUCCUCUCCCGCCUGUUCUGGCCGGCCAUGCCGGAGCAAUCAUUUAACGUCCCAGCAGUGGUGACGGAGCAGCAAAGAAAUUACGAACAGGGCUUUGGAGCGCUCAAGCAGUCGCGAAAGUUGACCUGGGUCAAUACCAUCGGUCAAGUGGAGGUCGAAUUGGAGUUGGAGGACCGGACCUACCACGACGAAGUUCUGCCAUGGCAAGCGACCGUCAUUUACGCGUUUCAAGAUGACACUGCAGGAACAGCAGGGCAGCCUGUCCAAAAGACAGUUACGGAACUUGCCUCUGAGCUUGCAAUGUCGCCGACCCUCAUUCGCUCGGCUUGCAUAUUCUGGGUAUCAAAACGCAUUCUCGCCGAAACCUCGCCGAACACUUUCUCUGUUCUGGAACGACUCCCCAGUGGAACCAACGACGACAAUGACACGCUGAUGAGCGAAGGUGGUGCGUCCGCCAACCAACAAUCAAACAGUCGUUUGGCAGCUGCCGAAGCAGCCGCUUUCGCCGCCGCGACGAGGGAAGCCGAAGAAGCGGAACGCAAGCAGAAGAUGGCCAUGUAUCAUCGAUUCAUUGUCUCGAUGCUCACGAACCAGGGCGCCAUGCCGCUGGCCAGGAUUUCGAUGAUGUUGUCCAUUGUGGUCCCGGGCGGGUUUCCCUUUAGUAACGAGGAAUUGAAGGAGUUUCUGGCGUCCAUGGUGAAGGAGGAGGCUUUGGAAGUUGGCACAUCGGGUGUUUACAAGGUGGCGAGCGGGGGAUGA